AUUAUCAAAACAACAUAAAAACAACAUGGACUCCAACCGCGUAAGGAAGUUGAGUAAAUCUCGACGAGUUUCUUCGUCCAGUGAUGAGGAUUCAGGGCCUUCCGUGCGUAAACUAUCCUCGGCAUCACAGAAAAAGAAAAAGCGUGUCACAGCAUUAGAGGAAACAGACUCGGACUGGGAUAAUGCUGAGGAUAUUGCAUUACAUACGGAGUCGAGAAGUUCUGAAAGACUAAACGAAAGAAAUUCAAGAUCCUUUCAGAUGCCAUCACGCGAUAGUAUCUGGAAUAGCAUUCCUUCAACUCCAACAUCCAAUAAAGCAAUAUAUCGCCUGAAGCCGAGGAGAGUUGUGAAGAGUUUCACCAAAAUAACCCACCGAUAUAACCAAGAUGUUUGUUACUCGGAAGAAGAUGAAUCGGAUACAGAUGAUUUUAUAGCCCCUGAUGGGAAAGUGUCAGAUAGCGAGGAAGACGACUCUGAUGGAAAAGUGUCAGAUAGCGAGGAAGACGACUCCAAUGGUAACAGGAAAUCACAUCAUCAGAAGAUACAAGGAGCUGUUAAAAGAGGAAGGCAUCACAGGAUAAGAGGCUAUCACCCUAAAAUACUUGAUACAGCUAGCAUGAGUAGCGAGUCUGACGUGGAAGGAAAAGCAGCAGAUGUAAAAAACCGUAAUAAUAGCACUGGACUGGUAAAGUAUGGUCGAGACAGACAUGGGGACACAUACUCAUCAGGUGUUGACAACUACAAACAAUGUGUCGAGACCUCUAGUGAGUGGAGGUCCAAGUCAGGUCGGGCAAAGCGGCAACACUCCCAGAUAGUGAGCAGCAGUGAUUCAGACCACAGCACUGGGACAUCAGCAAAUGAGUUACAACACUGUAGGAAUAGUGAUAUAGAAAAUGCCAAUACUAAUGUAGAAAAUAAAUGUCACAACAGCAUGGAAAUGACAGUGGAAAAUUCAAAGAAGCCAGGAGUUGUUCAAGCCCUGUUCAAAUCUCCAGUGCCUGCAUGUGGAGCAGGCACCUACAAAACAGACAGUGGUUCUGAACAUGAAUCUGACGACUGUUCUGACGACUGUUCUAACAGUGGUUCUGUCAGUAAUUCUACAAGUAAAUCGGAGAGUCCUUACAGUGAUUCAGACCAUGAAGCUCAGCAUGACUUCGAAAAUGUCAAGUCAAUACGUGCUAGGCAUCAAAUUCAGAAACAAGAAAGUGCCAAAAAGCAAAAGUUUGAAGCGUUUUUAGAAGCUAGAAGAAAAGUAAGUGCUUCAAAAAGAAAUUAAAAUAUACAAAUAUACAAUGUAAAAGGAAGUGUUGAUGUUAAAAAAAUCGGCACAUGUUCUAUUUUGUGCGUUUUAGUGAGAGUCAGUUAAUUUGAACAAAUAACUUAUUAAAACUACGCUUUCAUUUAAGCUGGACUGGAAGUAUAACUGCAGAGUCCCCUACACUUGUUAUAACUCUGAACACGUUGUACAAGCCGACAUGUUUAUUGCAAGAGGCUUUGAUGUCACCAGAUUCGAUGUAUACUUAAAAAUUUUGAGAUCAAAUGUAAUUUUCUUGUCACAUUUUAGAAUUUGUUCUUGUGCAUUUUGUUAUCAUUUUUUAUACAUUUUAUCGUCAGACUUUCGUUUUUUGUACAUUGCUUUUAGGGGAUAUUUCAUACUCAUUUGUUAAUAUUCAUCUCAUAUUGACGAGUAAAUGUAUUGUUGAAGGUCGCCAUCGUAUCUUCGUGAAAUCUCGUAAAUGUAAAGGUACAUGAAACGUAAUAAAAAAAAAUCCAUAAUAUAAAUGGCUUUCAAAUGAAGAAGUGCUUUAUAAGGUAUCUGCGCUAAAAAGAAUCUGAAACAGAACGUUUUGAAGAUGAAACUACUAGAAGUUUUUCUCUCUUAACAAUCAAGGACCUGUUUUACGGGUAUUGUUCACAUAAAAACAUAUUGUCUUUGUUUUAACAAUUUGAAUUCGAAGGGAAGCAAAUCCACACGUCUUCAAAAACGUCAUCAGCUAAUUUUCACAAACAAAUUGUGGUGUUCUGCGUCAUCACGUGUAUGCUCAUUUCAUCUUAUAGGCAAUGACCUGAACCCUUGUACACAGGUUAUCCUAUAAGGAAGAGAGUCAUUGAACUCUCAAUUAUGAAGGUGUCAUUUGAAAUAAUUGGUGACCUUUUAGACGUGUCGUACAUCUUGUCAAAGAAUCAAUCAGCCUUCACUUUUGUCUCUUGGAUGACCCUGGCUGCAAAGCUAGAACAGCUUGGUCAAAGAACAGUUUCUCAAAAUCCAUAUGUAAUUUGCCCUAUUUCUUUCUUCUUCAGUAUAUACUCAAAUUGCACAGAAUGCUCAUUAACUGUUUUGGGUUAAGAUAAAAACUGAUAUCUUUUGUAAUUAAGUGUUUCGGUCUUGGCAUUUCUCUGUCUAGUAUUCCAAAAACCUUUCAGUCUGUAGUACAAGCAUUGAAUAAAUCUAUAGUUCCAGUGUUCCUUCGUCCUGACCAUUUAAGUAGGGAACGUAUUUUCUAACGUUUUGAAGAUGAAACCACUAGUAGUCUUUUUCUUAACAAUCAAGGACCUGUUUUACGGAUCCUGUUCACAUAUAAAAUAUUGUCUUUGGUUUAACAAUAUGAAUUCAUUUCAUCUUAUUGACAAUGACUUAAACCCUUGUACACAGGUUAUCCUAUAAGGAAGAGAGUCAUUGAACUCUCAGUUAUGAAGUAGAUCAUCUGAAAUAAUUGAUGACCUUUUAGAAGUGUCGUACAUCUUAUCAAAGAAUCAUACGUAAUUUGACCCAUUUCUUUCUAACUACACAAAAUGCUCUUUUACUGUUUUUGGGUUAAGAUAAAGACUGGUAUCACUUAAUUAAGUGUUCCGCUCUUUUUUGCAUUUCCCUGCCUUGUGUUUCAAAAACCUUUCAUUCUGUAGUACAAGCAUUGAAUAUAUCUAUAAUUCCAGUGUUCCUUUGACCUGACCAUUUGAGUAGGGAACAUGUACUUUCACACAAUACUUUAUUCUCAGAAACAUAUUUUGGAGACAAAGUGACAGCCUUAAUAGAUGGUACCUAUAUUUAUAUAAAAAAAAGGUGCUGAUCAUAAGCUUCAGAGAAUGUCGUACGUUGGCCAGAAGCAGCGUAACUAAUUUAAAUUCAUGAGCACAGCUCUACCUGAUGGCUACAUUUUGGACACAGUAGGACCAUUCUCCGGAAGGCAAAAUAAAGCAAGCAUCACAAAAACAUCAUAGACAAGCUCACAUGGUCGAAGCAAGACGACAAUGUAGUCGUUGAUCGUGGUUUUAGAGAUGUCCUGCCAAUGUUAGAGGCAUCUGGUAUUAAUACCAGUAUGCACUCAUAUCUUAAGGCUGGUCAGAGACAACACUCUGAUCUGCAGGCUAACAUUGACAGAACAGUUACUAAAUCCUCGUGGAUUGUAGAGUCUUUUCAUGGCUGUCUUAAGCAUUGGAUAUUUUCAGAACCUCAAUUAACCGGAAACUGACAGAAAAUACAGAGGACUCGUGCAUCAAAUGUAGUUUCUACUUGCAAAAACAAACUGUUUGGCUCAAAUAGUUAAAAAGUUCCGACAAAGCUUGAAAUAAGUUGUUUUCUUGUGAAUCUAGAAUCUCCAGCUUGAAAACAAACUCAAAACCUCGCAUCAUUGGCUUCCUUCCUUUUUCCAAGUCUUUCAUUCGAACAUAUUUCAUACUCUUGCAUCUUGCAAAACAUUAUCUGUAAAUGUCAUCAGCUGUAAAACGGUGUCAAACUUUAAUAAAUAUAUAAAACCAAAGUAAUAAGCAAACGCACAAUCUCUGGAAUCUGAAUUCCAUUGAUAUUGCAAGAAAAUUGUCUUGGAAUUUGACAACUGAUUAGGCAGUAGAAUGACCAGCGUGAAAAGGAAUAAACCAACGAAUUUUUUCCAAACAUGUUCUCUGUUGAUAAGAUAUUCAUUCCAUCUAAACUGGAACAAAUAAGUUUUCAGUCAUAAUGAUUAGACUAUACACAUAUCCAUGAAUUCUGAUGCAUAGACCAUAUGGUUAUUUGAUCCCUUCUUUGAAUAUGUUCCACCACAUAUUUUGGAUUGAUAUUUUUGUCACUGGUAGUCAUGACCUCGUCCUAUAAUUAAAAUAUUUUUUGUAUACAGAAGUUAUUCUUGGAUGAACACACUUUCGACUGUUGAUUUGUCUGUAAAUAUCUGAUAACUCGCCAUAGCAAAAGACAUGUAUACUGCAGCAUAUAUGAUCCGUAGUUUUUGUUGCAUUAUAAAUGAUCCUUCAAUGCAUUGUUAGUUUGACAACAUUAGUCUUAUGGGGGAAAACUCCGGCUUUUUAAGAAUUUCAGGUUUAUGCUUCUACGAAAAACGAACCAAGUACUAAUUUGAAUUUUAAUGGGUGUUUUUGUUGUGACAAGGUUUAGGUAUACACCUCACCAAAAGAAAAUUGAAAUCAAAGGAGGGGCAAUUUUGGAAGCUCCCCUGCCCCCUUUCACAUAAAGGUUCCCCUUGGUCUCUAGUUAGCUCAUCUGUCCACGUGGCGCCGUUGUCGGUCCAUCAACUUUUCCUUGACACCGCGACUAGUUCUGAACGACUCAAUAGAUUUUGACUAAAUUUAGCCUCGAGCAUCAUUGAGCAAAUGGGACUUAUUUAUGUAUAAACAGAGGGUGUGGCUCCCCUAGGGGCAAAAGGGGAACUUGAGGUAAAUCUUUAAAAUUCUUCUCCUUCAGUUUGAGGGAGGGAGUUUAAUCAUCCUUUAAUCACUCUCUGUUAUUACAAGAUAAGUCCCUUUUAUCCAAAUGAUACUGUGGAAUGAAUUUGGUUAAAAUCCCUCCAAUCGUACUGAAGGAGAAGGACUUAAAAGAUUAACCUCAAGUUCACCUAUAAGGCCCUGCAUUGGAAAUUUGGAUACUGUAGCACUUUGUUCUUUGUUGUUUAUUUGUAUAUAUAAAUUUAUUUG
Molecule: messenger RNA, 4920 nt
Organism: Mizuhopecten yessoensis (Yesso scallop)
Lineage: Eukaryota; Metazoa; Mollusca; Bivalvia; Pectinida; Pectinidae
Product: protein IWS1 homolog A-like
Exons: 4
Coding region: 26-1276 (416 amino acids)
Source: RefSeq, a predicted model, not a curated record